CUCUUGUGUGUGUUAUAUUUAUCUAUAUAUAACAACAACGAGUAACAUGAAGACGUCAACUUUCUUUUAACUCUCAAGAACAACAACAAUAGUUUUAACCAAGUGUUUCUUAUUCAGAUUCCUAUAGAUUUAAAUAUAUGCAAGAAACAUGAAUCAGCAAGAAACCGCGAGUACUCUUGAACUUGAUCUGAAACUAAACAUAUUGGAUUCAUCUUUGCCAACUGAUGAGAGCCCAUCUUCGUCGUUGUGUUCGGAGGAAGCUGAAGGUGGAGAAGGAGAGGCUAAAUCGAUUGUGGUCGUUGGUUGCCCUAAUUGCAUCAUGUACAUCAUCAUGUCUUUGGAUAGUAACCCUAGAUGCCCUAGAUGCAACAGCCAAGUUUUGCUUGAUUUUCUCACAAGAAACAAUAGCCAAAAGAGUAUUAAUUAAAAAAAUAUCCAACUAAGAAUGUUCUUUUUUUUUCUUGAUUUAUUGCCUCAUAUAUUGAUAGUUUAAACUACUCUACGAUGAACGGAUGUAUUCAUAAAACCGAAAUUCUAUAUACUUCUGUUUUUCAAGAACAUCGCUGAUCACUUUUAUUAUUUGUAUAAUUGUAUUAAAGUUAAGCGAUAAAUAUUAAUUCUUUGCAACAGGCGAUUGCAAAAAAAGACUAAUAUAUAAGAUUACAAAGAUUUUUUUCCA
Brassica napus (rape) is the source of this 679-nucleotide messenger RNA. RefSeq names its product protein salt-induced and EIN3/EIL1-dependent 1. Lineage: Eukaryota; Viridiplantae; Streptophyta; Magnoliopsida; Brassicales; Brassicaceae. The transcript is spliced from 2 exons. The coding region runs from base 149 to 427 and encodes 92 amino acids. The record is from RefSeq and is a predicted model, not a curated record.